UGCCAUCGGACGCGGUUUAUCGGUGAAUUUUCUAGAAUCGCAAAUUGCGUUUUUGCUGUGCUAUUACCCAAAGUUUCUGCAAUGGCUGACGACAAGAAAGAUCCGAAAGGUUCGGAAUCCGAGCAUAUCAACCUCAAGGUCCUUGGGCAAGACAACGCCGUCGUGCAAUUCAAGAUUAAGAAGCACACGCCGCUUCGCAAACUGAUGAACGCCUACUGCGACCGAGCCGGGCUUUCGUUGCAAGUAGUCCGAUUCCGCUUUGACGGCCAACCGAUCAACGAAAAUGACACACCUACGACACUGGAAAUGGAGGAAGGUGAUACGAUUGAAGUGUACCAGCAGCAGACCGGCGGCGAUCACCAUGCCAUUCAAUGAGCUUUGCCCCAGUGGAAGGAAGAGUGAGGUCAUUAUUUCAUGCCUGAUGCUCUGCUACAACCGAUUGGAUGCGCAUCGCUAACUUUUAGGCUAAGUGUGACGGUUUAAGCCACUUGUAUUAUGUAAGCGCUUGAAUUUAUAACAGAAUAAACACCUUAUACU
Messenger RNA from Anopheles nili, 537 nucleotides. RefSeq names its product small ubiquitin-related modifier 3-like. Gene Ontology annotation, molecular function: protein tag activity; ubiquitin-like protein ligase binding. Gene Ontology annotation, cellular component: nucleus. The transcript has a single exon. Gene Ontology annotation, biological process: protein sumoylation. Lineage: Eukaryota; Metazoa; Arthropoda; Insecta; Diptera; Culicidae. The record is from RefSeq and is a predicted model, not a curated record. The coding region runs from base 82 to 375 and encodes 97 amino acids.